Adineta ricciae is the source of this 759-nucleotide messenger RNA. Lineage: Eukaryota; Metazoa; Rotifera; Eurotatoria; Adinetida; Adinetidae. The record is from the annotation of a GenBank genome assembly.
AUGCUUCGAUCUCGCGUUUCAUCAAUUGUUCAUCCUCAAGUAUUUACAUCAAUUCGUUAUUAUUCAACUAAACGACGUGAACUUGAUGCUGUCAUCUUCGAUGUGGAUGGCACACUAAUCGAUACUGUUGAUUACCAUGCUAAGUCUUGGUACGACGCAUUACAGCAUUACAAUAUCAAGUGCAACCUACCUGAUGUUCGUAUGCAAAUUGGCAAAGCUGCUGAUCAGUUGUUGCCUGUGUUUGCAACCGAAGAGCAAAUUAAGAAAUACGCAGAAGAGAUCAAGGCUCGAAAAGCCCGAUUAUUUCAAGAUAACUAUUUAGAAAAGGUUCGUCCAUUUCCAGGUGUUCGAGAAUUGUUUGAACUGAUUAAAAAACGCAAUGUCCGUAUUGCUUUGGCAUCGUCAGCACAGCAGGAUGAAUUAGAACUUUAUAAGGACAUCGCCAAAGUUAGUGAUCUAGUUGACUGUCAAACAAGUUCAAAUUCGAAGGAUGUAAAACGAUCGAAACCUUAUCCUGAUAUCUUCUUAGCAGCAAUGAAAUUGCUAAAAAAUGCUGGAAAUGAUCGAGUUGUUGUUAUUGGUGAUACGCCAUGGGAUGCACAAGCUGCUCGAGCGGCAAAAUUGAAAAUAGCCGGUGUUCUCUGUGGUGGUUUUGAAGAGAAGCUAUUACGUGAAGCAGGCUGUCAAUGGAUCUACCCAGAUAUUCUCGGUUUAACUAAGAAUUAUGAUCAGUUAACGAAUGAUAUUUUAAAAGGCUAG